This is a messenger RNA of Platichthys flesus (European flounder), 804 nucleotides long. Its product is annotated as myoD family inhibitor domain-containing protein-like. Lineage: Eukaryota; Metazoa; Chordata; Actinopteri; Pleuronectiformes; Pleuronectidae. The coding region runs from base 148 to 804 and encodes 218 amino acids. The transcript is spliced from 4 exons. The record is from RefSeq and is a predicted model, not a curated record.
GUCUCCUGCGUGGUGACUCAGGCCGGGCAUGCUGGGUGUUGCUGGAGUUUUCCUGACAUCUUGGUGUGGACAGAAGCAGGAGGAUGAACAGGGCGUCCGACUGAUGUGAAGUGGAACAGAGCUACGCGGAAGUCAUGAGUAUCAGAUAUGUUACCUGGAGAUCAUUUACCUGUGGACGAGAGGGAAGAGCAGAGCAACCAAACUAAAGGUGGAACGUUUUUAAAUUCACAACAGGAAAUCCCUUCAGCUCCGGACUCUGUUAGCGGAGGAAAUACCUUCCACACUGACCUCAUCAGCACCCAGCCUCUGCCUGCCUCUCCAGAGGUGGCAGGGCCGAGGAGACCGUGUGACCCCCAGAAGCCCACCUGCCCUCGAUGUGGCCUCACAGUGCCGGACCACCGACUCCUGCCUGCUCCCCGGGCCCAGAGGGGCCUGCAGGGCUCCAGUCUGUCCGUGCACAGCAGCGGCAGCAGGAGGAAGAGGAGCAGGGGCAGUGUGGUCAGCUCACACCAACCUGCAGCCGCAACAAGUGACUCCUGCGUUCACCUGCUGCUGGCGUGCCUGUCGUGCCAGUGCUCCGUGCUGCUGCUGGGCCUGCUGGAGGCCUGCUCCUCCUGCCUCCACGCCCUCUGCUCCUCAUGCUGCCACGCCUGCGCCCGCUGCUGCUCGGCCAUCCAGGAGGCGCCCGUGGAGGAGCUCAACUGCGACGCCCACUGCCACUCGGUCAUGUUCGAGUCCUGCUGUGAGCCGACGGAGUGUCUCGAGUUUUGCCUCGAGUGCUGCGAGAUCUGCCAUCGCAACUAG